Magallana angulata is the source of this 1166-nucleotide messenger RNA. RefSeq names its product dopamine beta-hydroxylase-like. The transcript has 8 exons. The record is from RefSeq and is a predicted model, not a curated record. The coding region runs from base 155 to 1120 and encodes 321 amino acids. Lineage: Eukaryota; Metazoa; Mollusca; Bivalvia; Ostreida; Ostreidae. Gene Ontology annotation, molecular function: copper ion binding; dopamine beta-monooxygenase activity.
AGGUGAGCCUUCUUAAGGAAGUGCGAUGUAAUAUUCGUUUAUUAUCUGGAAACAGUUUCCUGUUUUCUACAGGCAGUCCGAUCUUUAUCUCUAUUAUCUGACAAAAGUUUUGACACAACUAGCAAUAUUCAACAGAAGGGCGCAAAGUUGAUAAAUGGAACGCCUACUGGUUGUAGUGGUCUUUGUCGUAAAGAGUAUAGUCGAGACCUGGGCUUCUUGCCCUGUUGUUCACCAGGCGGAUAUCCGGGUCCUAGAAGUCCGUCUUCAACCCCAUCCUGUCCCCCAACAACAGACCACUUAUGUUUGUCAACAGUUUCAGGUUCCCGAUCUUGAGACGUAUCACGCCGUAGCAUUCGAACCUCUAAUCGGGAACGAGGAUGCUGUUCAUCACAUGCUGCUGUUUGGGUGUGACCAUGACUUUGGCACAGAUGACAUCCAUCCAUGUGGUGGCUUAGAUACUUCUUGCAGUGCCUGGCUCUCUCAGUAUUCUCUUGGUGUAAGAGGACCGAUCUGUUUACCAAACGAUGUUGGUGCUAGGUUUGGAAAAGACUCUUUCACGAAAUUGCUUUUGCAAGUUCACUGGAAUAAUAAAAAUUUGGCUGCAAACAUUACAGAUGACAGCGGAUUUCGAAUUUAUUAUACGACCCGACUGAGACAGCAUGACCUUGGGAAUGUCCAAAUUGGUCAAAACCAAAUUGCGAUACAGCCGCGAUCUGAAACCACAAUAAAGGGGAGUUGUAGUUCCAGCUGUACCGGGAUGUUACCCCAUUCAAUCUAUCUUACAAGGACAUACAUUCAUAUGCACUAUUUAGGCAUAAAUGGAAGACUAGAAGUUUACAGAAAUGGAAGUCUUAAGACUUUGGUAGCUAAAGAUGCUGAUUAUGUCUAUGAUGCAUCCCCCAUUCAUGAACAUGGAACUCCGGUGGAAAUUCUACCUGGUGAAGAAAUCAAACUUACAUGCACGUUCAACUCACGUGACGGACACAGGAAGAAAGACAACAUGGUGUAUUUUGGUGAAGGAUCAGAGGCUGAGAUGUGUUAUGCCUUCGUGUCCUACUUUCCGAGAAUACGUGGAUUUGAUCAAUGUAUUCAAAUGGGUGAUAUAGAUAUCAAUUGUUAAUACAUGUAUAUGAAUAAAGAAUGGAGAGACAGUGAAAAUGUCUAAA